AGUUGUAGCAAGGCGGCCGCGGUGUCAAGCUGCGUCGUCGUCGUCGUCCCGCCAUUCCUUCCUCCUUGGCGCGCUCCCGUUCCGUGUCAUUUCUCCUAGCCGGGCGCUGCGCGGGAGAGAGUGUGUGCGUGAUUAAUAAUAGCGCCCGACACCGCGCGACGAAUUUUUUUUUUUUUUUUUUUGCGUGGUUUCGUUGCUUUUUUUUCCGCGGUACCGCUGUUCGUUCCUCCGUGGUGCGAAUCAAAGUUAACCUUCCUUGCCCUAGGCACGGUCAACAAACACCCCCUCCGGCCUCAUUGUUGCUGUUCUUAUCUUCUCGUGAAGACACGCGCGUCUCUCUCUUACGAGAGGACGCGGCCAACCCCAUCUUCACGACGGACCGCCUCGGACCGAUCAGCCAAUCGGGAGCGACGGUGAAAUGCAGCACGAAGAGCCAGAGGCCGGUCCCUCGGCGUCGCCGCUGUUGCAUAGGCCGCGGGUGACGGUGGUCGUGGACCGCUCCCCGGGCCGCUGGCAGCCCUGCCGCUGGGGGGUCAGCGACGACGACGGUAGCCGAGGGUCAUCCUCCGCGGCGCGGCCCCAGUUCCGCGUCGCCUACGAGCGCCAGCAGUCGACGGCGUCGGCGCGCGACAACCGCCGGCGAUCCUCCUCGCUCAAGGGCCCGCUGAGGGCUCUGCGACUCUGCGUGCUGAGCGUGCUGCUGCCCGGAGCGCUCGUCGCCGUGCCCUUGUACAUGCGCUACCACGUGUACGGCGAGACCGCCUAUCCGGUGGGCGUGUCCGACAUGCGGCUGGUGGACGCGCGGGUGUCCACCACCUGGUGCCAGCGCCAGGUGGUGCGCGCCAACACCACCUUCAACGCCUUCCUGCUGGCGGGGCAGCCGGCGGCGGGUCGAGACUUGCAGCGGCUGUCCAUGUCCCGGGAGAUCGCGGACCUGCAGGACGACAUGAAGGAGUACUGGGCCUUCUACCUCAUCCGCGGAUCCUCCGUCACCGUCUCCUCGUGCUGCAGGUGGCCCGGAGCCUCGCUGAUCGUGCUGCGCGGGCACAAGAACCUGCACGAGUGCGCCUACAUCGGCGACGCGUCCUCCGAGGAGUCGGACGAGGUCGGGCCCGCCGGCGCCGAGGGGGCGGAGGGGGCAGACCCGGCGCGGCCCGAGACUGUGCGCCGGGCGAGGCAGGGCGUGGUUCUGCACGACCAGCGCAGGCCGCUGCAGCGCGAGGAGAUGGUGGACGGCGAGCUGGACGAGGAGGCCGACUCGGUGCUGGCGCAGUACCUGCGCUCCCACGCGCCCGCGCGGCGCCGCGCCGCCCCCGCCGCCGCCGCCGCCACACCAAGGUCCUCCAGACAACCUCCAGCCGCCUCGUCGGACGAGGUGUUCGACAAGGUGCUGCGCGAGCUGCAGCGGCUGGGCGCCCGAGGGAGACGCGUGCUGCGCCGGCUCGGCGAGCGCCUCAAGACGCCCGUCGGGGACGGCGCGGCGGAGGAGGAGCGCGAAGCCAUCCGGAGGAGGAUCGCCGGCCUGCUGGGCGACGACCACGACGGGAGAGUCGCGGAGGCAGAGACACCACCGCCACCGCCGCCGCCGCCGCCGCCGCGGGCCCGAAGGAAGGGCGGCAACAAGGCCGGGAGGAGGCCUCAGGCACAGACCCGGGGGACGAUUGACGGGCGCAACUCCUCCGCCGACCAGGGCGGCAGGGCGCGCAGGGACGUGUACGUCGUCCCAGUCGGCCUGCCCCGAGAGCUGUUCAUGCACGACGAGGACGCCGAUGCAGCGAUGGAGGAGGGCCUGACGCCGGACGGCAUCGCCGACCACCACGUGACCUUGAACGAGACGACGCUGAACGACAGCAGCCACAGCGAGUUCUGGUCGUCGUUCUCGAGCAGCGAGGAGCGCCUGCUCAACUGCAGCGGGCUCAUCGUGAACUUACCCCUGUCGCCGCACCCCGAGUGUCGCAAGGGCGGCCCUGACUUCCAGCGCGCGUCGCACCCCAACACCGUCACCUACAGGGUGCCCGUGAACGGCUACUACUUCUUCAUCUUCAACAGCGAGAACGAGGUGCAGUCCAACUUCAUCCACGUGAACUUCCGCCUGGAGAAGGUGAUGUACGACGUCUCGAACCCGCUGGCCUCGUGCCGCAACGCCAGCGGCGAGUGCGCCCUGCCGCUGGACUUCUUCUCGGACGAGAAGGUGGUGCUGGAGCUGCCCUUGACGAGCGACGACUCGGCGUGGAACCAGGAGUUCGUGGUCGUCACGACGUGCGAGCCGCGGACGGCGGUCUACCUCGUCUGCGUCAUCUCCGUCCCGCUGCUGAUCAUCCUGUUCGCUUUCCAGUGAAAACCCUCCUCCCUACCACCCCCACCCACCCAUCCACCUCCACCGAGUACCUUACCUGCCCCUGCAUCUUGGAGAAGAAUCCAACCCAAACAAGCGAAAGAGUCCUUUCGUGAUUUCAAAUAACAGAAUCUUCGUAGAAUCGAACAACCCCUUCCCAACCGAGUUACCCGCCUGCCCCUGCAGCUUGGGAAGAAUUUUCAACCUAAAUAAGCCUAAGAGUUCUUCGUGAUCUCAAAUAACAGAAUCUUCGUAGAAUCGAACAACCCCCCCCCCCCCCCCCCCCCCCCCCCGAAUCCUCAACCGAGUUACUUGCCUGCUCCUGCAAAUUGGGGAAGAAUCCGACCCAAAUGAGCGAAGAGAGUUCUACGUGAUUUCAAAUAACAGAAUCCGCACGCCGUAUUUGGACUUUCGAGAUGUCUUGUUUCGUUCUGAACAAAAGGUAAACACACACGUGGACAUAAGAAGAGUGUUCUUGCUGUGGACUUAAAACCAGUUAUUGAAUAUCCUUUGGAUUCAUGUCCAAGAUAACUGGACACAGUGCCCGUGAAUUCACCAGGGUUCUUCGUAAAAUCAAGGUGAAACAUUUCAACAGUGUGCGUUGGGUGAUGGCUCAGCUGUAAGAAACGUGUUGUUUCAAAGGUUUUCCUGUAGUGAUACGCUCCCCGCACCUAGAAUUUCCAACCGCCAGGACGUCUGGUCCGGACAGGAGGGUCUACCUCUUUUGGCUCACAAGUUUCUCGUCCCUUUUUGACGUUUCCUUCUUUCAGCAUCACCGCAGGAAGCCGUGCCUCGCAGUUCUGUUGUUCGUGUCUCGUGGAAGCUCGAAUUCGGGUCAGAUUCUUUUUGUCGUGGUGUUCUUUGCGCCUGCAGGUUUCAAGAUGAGAAAUAACUGUUUAUCUGACAUGUUUCUCUAGGCUAAAGCACCCUAUCACACAAUCGAAGUUUACUUGUAAGGUCUUCUGUGGCAGCAGGUAUGGAUGGUUCUGUGGAAGAGUUAGCAGAGAAGUUUUUGUAAUCGGUCGUGCUCGAAUUUCUGUGUAAUGUUUCGUAGAAGGUGGAAAUUUUACCCAAUCAGAAUGAAGUGGUGGUGUGCCCCAAGUGUUCAAAAGCUAAUUUUUUUGGGAGUGAUCGAAGUUUUCUUGAUUAUUGUUUUGAAACGCGGUGAACAUGUGGUCUGUUGAAGCAAUUAUAGUAUGAUGUAACAAUUAUGAGAAACAUCCAUGUUAAUGCAAUACAAAAAAAAAUGUUUUAACCAUCAUAACAAAGCCAUUCGCACAAGCUAGGCCGACACCAGUGUGAUAGUUUCUUUCAUAGAAACAUCCAUACCUGCUGCCGUGGAGGUUUGGUUAGCAGUUUUUUCUGGAAGCUGUAUGAAACCUUCCCUUGUGUGAUACAGAUUUAAGCGAAGCUUUUGCCAAAUGCAACACAUAUCAGAAGUGUAAUUAUUAACGUCAACUAGCUUUACGUCGACCUCAGACUACCGUACACACAAACUGUGAUGAAACUUUCUAAGUGUGUUUUCCCCAGUACGAAGUAAGACUGAAACUCAGUGUCAACGCUUUAGCUUUGGUUUUAGUGUUGUGUUUGUGUUUUUGGUUUAUUACAUUAUUCAAAAUGUUGUACUUAUAGUUGUGUUAUCAUAUUUUAACCCAGGCUUUGUUAGUGAACUACACAAUACUUUAGAUUGUUGUAAUUAGAGACCUGAACAGUGGAAUUAGGCUAAUAGCUCGAGUAAGUGAUCCAAGUUACUAGUCCAGUGAAGGUUAGAGAUUAAACAUCACAUUUUAAAGUUUGUAACUGUGGCAACUCUUAUAUUAAGGAUUGUGUAUUUGUAUCACGUUGGUAUUAUUAUCAGCCGUUGACUAAUUAAAAUAAUAGUUCAUACAAAACAAUAAGACAUGGAUAUUUUUCUAACACUACUUUGAAACGUGUUCGUUGUUUUAUAUUUCGAUAUAAUAAAACUCGAUUUUACAUAUCUGUAUUUAACUCGAAAGAAGGGUCAUCUUUAUGAAUAACAUAAACGUAUUUUUGAUUGAAUCUUCUCUCGAGGAAAAUUUAACUCAUUAAACAUUAUAAUGAAAACCUUUUUAAGGUCUGAUGUUUGAGCUGUAAAUGGUACAUAUCAGCUUAUUUAUUGUAUGGUAAGUGGAUAAAAGACCGGUAAAUGUAGUACUCAGUAAUAUCAAUAAAGGAGACAAGGCUUUGACCACAAUUAAGUUUUCUUAUGGUACAGACACGUCAUCAUAUUGAAGGUUUCUUUAGUUGUGUGCUUAGGGCACACAAUUAUUCUCCUCAACCAACAUUACCUACAUUGGCUGAAAUCAAACAAACUCCGCCUCUUUGAGCUGAACCAAUGAAUAAGCUCCUGCUAACUCAUUUUAACUGAAAAAAGUUAUGGUAAAUACACAGUAAAAUCUUGUUUAUACUUUUAUAAUAAAACUCCUUGGAAACUCUGUUGCCAACGAUAUCAUUUGUAAAACUGCACUGCAGAAUUUUUUUUAACGUUGAAAGGAGUUUUGUUGUAAAAUUACAAAAAUAUUUUACAGUUUCUAUAGGAUCUACUAGCUGUCUUGAUGCAUAUCACCACUUUCAUUAUAUGAUCGUUGAUGUAUGCUUGUACUUUGCAUACAGUAAAUUAGUUGAAUCAGGCUAUCAUACAAAAACUAAAGACUGAUUUAUAUCUGCACUUAGAGAGGAGUGCAUUAAUGUGAUAUAUUUGAAAGUGAUUUUAUAAAUGUUAUUUUAUUGUAUGGUAACUGUGAUAUUACGGCUUGAGGGAAUGUAUAUUUUGAUGGGUUUUUUUCUGGUCGGUAUGUUAAUUAACUACCUAUUGUAAACUAUAAAAUUAAGUAUGUGUGUAAAUACAUGUGUUUAGCUUGGAAACUAAUUAAAACCAUAAUUUUUAAAAAAAAAUAUAUUAAUCAAGUCCAUUUUUUCCAUUUUCAAUUAUUUAUGAGUUGUGGAAAAUUUACGUUAUCAUGUUGUAGAUUGUACUACCGUAGAUAUUACAGGGAAUAAAUAAUAUGCACCAGGGGAGUGUCCGCGGAAUGUCGCGUGCAGGGGUAAAAAAUAAAUAAUUGAAUAUGUACAGUCAUUGUCAGGGAAGACACGCACAGAGAAUUGGCAAAAACAACGAUACAACACACGCUACGGAGGGGAAAAAUAUAAGGGUUUCAUUUUUUAUGUGUAAAUCUCGUAGCUCUAUGUAUACGGCAUUUUAGUAGAAGUAAUUUCGUGAAAAUGGAACGGAAGUCAACGAACAGGAAAGUGUAACCAAGAUGGCGGGCCCACGUGUAGCAACAUUAAUCCGUAUACAGUCACUUUCGUAAACAUUAGGUAAGGUACGUACCGAACGUAAUGGUGCUGCCAAAUAAAACUUUAUGAUAGUGAAACUACCUCAUAACAAAUUGGGUAAACUAAAAUAGACAUUGCAAAACAUAAUCUUAAAUUUAAAAAAAAACUGGCAUUACAGUGACUGUAAUAGCUACAUAUCCUCUUUCUAAAUUCCCAAUUUUCUUAAAAGCACAGUGGUAGAGCGCACUCUUUUUAACCUCAAGGGACGUUGGUCAAAAUAUCAUCAUUGGAAUUUUAUUUUUAUUUUUUAAUAACAUAAUAUAACAAUAUUAUGAAACAAGAAUAAUGAAUCAGCCAAAUAAUGUUAAAUAUUGUCUGUAGGAAUUAUUUACAGACUGAUUUCAGUCGUUUAAGCAAAAAACCAAUUUAAAAGAUAUAUACUUAGUGUUAUAAUAUGUGUUUUCAAAUGUUUCAGGUUAAUAUUUCAGUAAUGCCAUAGAAGUAUGACUUCUAAAGUCUGCGGGAACUUUAAAGUAUUAACUGUUUAGUGAAUUUUAACAACACGCGUGGUAUUUUAGUAAAAUUCCUUGUCGAAAAUCAGGUCCAGAGCAGGAGUUUAGUAUUAUUGAACAUAUUUUCGCUUUCAUCGGAGGGGUUUCAUUACACAGUUUAACCUUUCGCUCUACAAACCGAGUAAUUAUAUAGAUGACGUAGCUUCUGAGGCAGCGAAUUCUAGCGGACGGUACGAAAACUAAGUGUGGUUCGCGACAGUAAAGAAUUUUCGUAAAUUUUUUCAAACUCGGCGAUAUUUUAAAGAAUUCUUCGCCAAAUUUCGUGUCCGAGUUUAGUAUAAGUGUAUUUGCAACAUGAAUUUUGCUCGUUACCAAGGUUAGAUGUUACACAUCUCUGGCGAGUAGUGAAAAACCAGCUCACAUUUUUGUUUUAUGUAUGUAUGAUUUUUUAGACAGUAUAAAACUGUAUAUGACAAGAAGAUAAAAAUAUGUGUGCGUAGCUAGUCCUAAUUAGAAUAUCCAUCGAUUAUUUGCGUAGUUAUUGCAUCUCCGUUAGACAAGGCCCAAACUAAAUUUGUGCAGUUAUGGUGAUAUUCCACAGCAAGUUAAGUAAGAAAAAGGUCAGUUAUUUCAGCUCAUUUCAAGCCUGGAGAUUAGCUUUUUUUUAUCAGUUAGUGGCGUAGUUUAUGUAUGUGGUCGAGUGGCCAUACUAGUCCUCAACAGAAUGUUGUAACGAAUUGUACAUAAUGUGCUAGAUUAGCAGCUAUGCUAUUUUAUAUAACUUUUAAUAUGCAUAAAAAGGUCUGGACAUGGGACAAUACUUAUUUGCCAUCAUAGUGGCGUAUGUAUGUAAGUUUUAUUGUGUACAUAACUAAUAAAGUGUGAAUAAUUUUCUGGUAUUUGUAACUAGUUAUGGAAUUACUUUCUUAAUCAAAAAUGUGAUGACAAAAUAUGAUAAAAGACUUGUAACCAUUGUUUUGUUAUAUAAAAUUACAGAGACCUGAUGUAUGAAUAAAUAUUAUGUUGUUACUGA
Molecule: messenger RNA, 7177 nt
Organism: Bacillus rossius redtenbacheri
Lineage: Eukaryota; Metazoa; Arthropoda; Insecta; Phasmatodea; Bacillidae
Exons: 7
Coding region: 419-2338 (639 amino acids)
Source: RefSeq, a predicted model, not a curated record